Hippoglossus stenolepis (Pacific halibut) is the source of this 1152-nucleotide messenger RNA. RefSeq names its product IFI30 lysosomal thiol reductase (gene ifi30a). Lineage: Eukaryota; Metazoa; Chordata; Actinopteri; Pleuronectiformes; Pleuronectidae. The record is from RefSeq and is a predicted model, not a curated record. The coding region runs from base 102 to 890 and encodes 262 amino acids. The transcript has 7 exons. Gene Ontology annotation, cellular component: lysosome. Gene Ontology annotation, molecular function: oxidoreductase activity, acting on a sulfur group of donors, disulfide as acceptor.
CGGCAGGGCAGUAUUUAAAGUCGCUGGGUAGUGUAGUUUGCUGUUUGUGGGUCCGUGUUGUGUUCUCGCUGACUUUGUGUACCUGUGUACAACUGAAGAGGAUGAAGACGAUGAAGGCUCCUGUGCUGCUGCUGCUGGUUCUGACUGUGUGGUUAAACAGUGGAGGCUGCGCUCCUUCCUCCUCCUCCUCCUCCUGCUCCUCUCCUCCGUCCCAGUGGUGCUCCUCUCUGGACUCAGCUGUCCAGUGCGGGGUUUUGAAGCACUGCCUUGAGUCUAACUUCACCAGGUCCCGCCAGACAACAGAUCCAGUCGUGGUGGGGCUGUACUAUGAGAGUCUAUGUCCCGGCUGCAGAAUGUUUCUCGUGAAUACUCUCUUACCUACCUGGGUCUUGCUGUCGGACAUCAUGACCCUUACUCUGGUUCCCUACGGAAACGCUGUGGAGAAACCUGAUGGACAGAAGUAUACUUUCGAGUGCCAGCACGGAGAACAGGAGUGUCUGGGUAACAUGAUUGAGGCCUGUUUAAUGAACAAGACCAAUGCUUUCCCGAUUAUCAUCUUCUGUAUGGAAUCCUCAUCUGAUGUCAUCAAGUCAGCCCAAAGCUGUGUGGAAGUCCACGACCCUGACUUGAGCUGGGACGAUGUCAUGAGCUGUGUGAAAGGAGACGUGGGAAACCAGCUUAUGCAUCAGAAUGCCAUGAUGACCAAAGCUCUGAACCCUCCACACAAAUAUGUGCCCUGGAUUACCAUCAACGGGGAGCACACAGAGGACCUCCAGGACAAAGCCAUGAACUCUCUCUUCACUCUGGUCUGCAGCAUGUACAAGGGCCCCAAGCCUGCGGUGUGUGGAGGGGACCAGAGACUCUACAAGAGCUACUGCCACAAAGAGUGAAGGAGCAGCACCCGCCUUUGUGCUCACUCUGUUCCAGGUGUGGCCUCCAAAUAAGCAACACUGAGGGAUGUCAUCGAGUCUAUUUUUUUAAUCUGUGAUUUUACAGUGUUUGUAUAAAGGGAAGAAUUGAUCACCUGACUUUAUGAUUCACACAAUAUGAAUACAAGUUACUUUUUCAAAAUGUUUUCUAAAACCAUGAAACCAUAAAUCGCUUUUUGUAGCAUUUGGCCAAUGUGUUAAUAAAGUAUCUUUUGCUCAGUAA